AUGUUCAACCUCCAAGCUACUGUAGCCAUCAUGGCCUCCCUCGCUAUGACCACAUCUGCAGCGGUGCCUUACCUGCAUAUCGAGAACCUUUCGGUCGCCGACAUUCGUGUACCUUCGGAGUCGCAUUCCGUCAAGUUCGUUGUUUCCAACCCUGGUGCGGUGUACGAGCAGGGCGGUCAGCUUCCAUACCCUGUCGAGAUCGCUUGCUACAAGAGUGCCGAAGACUUCAAGCUUGAGGUGAACAAGUACUACAUCUACAAGAACAGCGUCUUGAACAACUCGACCAUCACCGUUCUUGAGGAUAAUGGAGGCUAUUACUGCUCGACAGGCGCACAGAGUACGCGGUGCGACUUACCGGGCAGUGAUGGUAUCAACUCUACCUAUGCCAUAACGUAUGGUCCGGUGGCUCAGCAGCCUGUGCCAUUGUGCUAG
This is a messenger RNA of Ramularia collo-cygni, 432 nucleotides long. RefSeq lists its product as uncharacterized. Bases 1 to 432 code for a protein of 143 amino acids. The transcript has 2 exons. The record is from RefSeq and is a predicted model, not a curated record. Lineage: Eukaryota; Fungi; Ascomycota; Dothideomycetes; Mycosphaerellales; Mycosphaerellaceae.